AUGCAUUUGGCUGCUAUUACUCUCUUUCUCCUGUCGUUUAUAGCCUCUGUUCACGCCCAUGUACUCCAGAAACGUGAUAUUCGGCUUAGUUCAUGGGAUAUUGGCGAUAUAAUCCUUGAUGUGCUAUACAUCCUUGUUUACCUCGCCUGCAUAGUUGUCGGAACUAAGGUCGCACGAAACCUCCCCGGCCACAGAGCUCCUUUCAUCAUUCUCAUCGUCGCAUCGUGCCUAUCGAUCCUUCAUCUUAUACUAUUGAUCCCAUUCCGCAUCGUCAACGAAAAGUCUCCUGGCAUCGUCAACGAAGAUUCUCCUGGCAUCUUCGACAGUACUAGUAGCGCGGAUAGAUUGCUGUCCGGAGUCGUCUUCUUCCAGUACUGGUCGUACAGCAUCCUGUACCUUGCCCUAGCCCUCGUCUUGUUCGAUAGGCACAGGAGUAUCCUUUUAGGAGCUUUCAACAAGCAAGAUAAGAUUGCCUUUGGAGCCUUGUUCUUGGUUAAUGCUGCUUUUGUUGCGGUUGCGACGAUUACGGCUGCGAUGUAUGCGAUUGGCGUCGAUUCGGUGGACAGGUUCUCUUUUGGGCUGCAGAUACUCCUAGCAGUAUUCUCCACGAUAUGGGGGAUUACUACUAUAGCUGUUUCAUGGACAGCAGGAUACGUGAACAGUCGCUCUCGUAGAAUCGGUGAACGUGAUAAGGUCUCGAGGCUUAUGCUAGUUGCGAUAACACCACUGAUUAUAAUCCUGUUCGCCAUCGGGGUCACAAUGACAUGGCUCCCUUUCCUCGUGCUAGCAACUCUCCUUGUUGACGGCCUAUUCUGUGCUAUUACGAUCACACUGCUUGCUCUGGGCAUGAGGCCCGAACUUUGGCGCCAUAAAUCCUCAAGAGUGGAGGAACUGGAAGGCCCAGCCGUGAACGCCGGUUAUGCUAACAUUGAUGGCUCUAUCCAGUUGAAAUACGCUGUCCGAGCGAACUAAUACUGUCUACUAUCAGGGAUUGUACUCCGGAAUUCGAAUGCCAUCACAAUCAUGUUUUCAACCCCUCCUUUCCACCCUGUCUCACUCAAUACCUUUCUCGCAUGUAGUCUGAACAAGAAUUCAGACAUUCAUGCAGUGCCGCCUACAUCCCCCGUCCAUCCCUUCACCGCC
Fomitiporia mediterranea MF3/22 is the source of this 1143-nucleotide messenger RNA. RefSeq lists its product as uncharacterized. NCBI's taxonomy places the organism in Eukaryota, Fungi, Basidiomycota, Agaricomycetes, Hymenochaetales, Hymenochaetaceae. The transcript is spliced from 4 exons. The record is from RefSeq and is a predicted model, not a curated record. Bases 1 to 972 code for a protein of 323 amino acids.